This is a messenger RNA of Quercus lobata, 564 nucleotides long. RefSeq names its product serine/threonine-protein phosphatase 7 long form homolog. The record is from RefSeq and is a predicted model, not a curated record. Bases 1 to 564 code for a protein of 187 amino acids. Gene Ontology annotation, biological process: meristem maintenance; meristem development. The transcript has a single exon. NCBI's taxonomy places the organism in Eukaryota, Viridiplantae, Streptophyta, Magnoliopsida, Fagales, Fagaceae.
AUGACAAUCACCCUACGAGAUGUGGAGGUAAUUUUCGGACUUCCUAUAGACGGUGACGUCUUGGUUGGGCCGACUGCUGUGGUGGAUGAUGGGGGUUGGAGGCAAUUGUGUACGGAGUUGCUGGGUUUUAGUCCGCCGAAUGACAAUAAAACAUUGGUGGGGCAAAAAAUUCUCAUCAGCCGACUUGUUGAGGCCGUUGCAGCGCCAUUGCCUCAUGAUGCAACGGAGAUGCAGAUACACCGGUAUGCCCGGUGUUAUAUUUUAGCGCUAAUAGGAGACAAACUUUUCAUGGACAAGUCAGGAGAUAGGGUGCAUUUGAUGUUCCUAGACUUCAUGCGUAACCUUCGUGAUCCGCCACAGUAUAGUUGGGGUAGUGGUUGCCUGGCCUGGUUAUAUAGGGAGUUGUGUCGGGCAAGCGAGAAAGGGGCAUCGCAGAUUGGUGGGGCGUGCACGUUGGUCCAGUAUUGGGCAUGGGCAAGGUUGCCAUUCUUGUGCCCGAGGAUAGAGCCCCCACCUGGAUGUGAUUAUGGCCCAUGGCCAUAUGCUCCACUUGCAUCUAAGUAA